This is a messenger RNA of Penicillium maclennaniae, 999 nucleotides long. Its product is annotated as AHA1 family protein. The record is from RefSeq and is a predicted model, not a curated record. The coding region runs from base 1 to 999 and encodes 332 amino acids. Gene Ontology annotation, molecular function: protein-folding chaperone binding; ATPase activator activity. Gene Ontology annotation, cellular component: cytosol. NCBI's taxonomy places the organism in Eukaryota, Fungi, Ascomycota, Eurotiomycetes, Eurotiales, Aspergillaceae. The transcript is spliced from 3 exons. Gene Ontology annotation, biological process: protein folding; positive regulation of ATP-dependent activity.
AUGGUCCUCCACAACCCCAACAAUUGGCACUGGGUUAACAAGGACGCCUCUGGCUGGGCCAAAGAUUACUUGCAGAAGAACCUGACUGUCAUCAGUGCUGAGGAAGGGGGCGUGUCAGCCAAAGUAGACAAGGUGGUGUCCGUGAAUGGCGACGUAGACGUCAGCCAGCGCAAGGGCAAGGUCAUCACCCUGUACGACGUGAAGCUGUCCCUAGAGUACUCAGGUAAGACCCAGGACGGUGAGGAGGUCACUGGCUCCAUCACUGUCCCCGAGGUAGCCCAUGACACCGAGGAAGAUGAGUAUGUCUUUGAGAUUGAUAUCCACGCCGAUGCCGCCUCCAAGCAACCCGUAAAGGAUCUUGUUCGGUCCAAGAUCACUCCCCAAUUGCGCGUGGCCCUAGCCAAGCUCACCAGUGCUCUCGUCACCGAACACGCCAAGGACCUGCAACACGCUGCCGGCGAAAAUCCCUCCAAGGGCUUCACCCCUGCCCCCGUCUACCCUCAUGCCAAGAAGGAUGCCGCUGCUGCUGCCACCACUACCACCACCUCCACCACCGAGAACGUCGCCGUGAACACCACCACGGUGACCGCGUCCGAUGAGAUGCGCACUACCGCCGAGGAACUCUACAAAACCUUCACUGACCCCCAGCGCAUCACGGCCUUCACCCGCGGUCCUCCCCGCCAAUUCGACGGCGCCAAGGUCGGCGGCAAAUUCGCCAUCUUCGACGGCAACGUCACCGGCGAGUACAUUAAGCUCGACUCACCCAGACAGAUUGUGCAGAAGUGGCGUCUGGCUCAGUGGCCCGCCAACCACUUCAGCACCCUUGAGAUGAACUUCGAUCAGAACGACGUCGACGGCGUCACCCAGCUGCGUGUUUCCUGGUCCGGCGUGCCCGUCGGCCAAGAGGACGUCACCAAGCAGAACUGGGAGCUGUACUACAUUCGCAGCAUCAAGCAAACUUUCGGGUAUGUAUCCAAUCCCUCCUGUUCUGGCCUUUGA